UUACUAUAUGUUUAACAUUUUCGGCAAUGUUUUCUAAUUCUUUUAAACAUUAAGUUAAACAUUGUGGAAGAUUUCAUGAUGAUAUACAAUAUAGUAAUAUUACUCUAGUUUAGUUGUCGAAGUUUUUGGUUCCGUUGAUUGUAACAGUGGAUUGAAGCUUCAAUAGUUUUGGUCUGUGGGGCGUUGAGGAGUAGUAAAAUCCAUACAGAUUGUUCCUAUCUUGAUACCGUUAAUCGCCAACCAGGAUUUUAAUUGUGAGUUCGGUAAGUGUUGUUUGGUUUGUGAAACAAAAGAUGAUGUAUUUGCUGCAUCUUUGGUCUGUGGCAAAUCGAAAAGGGAAAGAUGAACCUGCAUGCACUCUAGCAGAACACAUGUCUACAUCAAUUUUUUUUUUACAAAGAGAAGGUUUAUUGCCUGCCUGAUGGUUAUGAUCCAUACUGGAAGAUAUUUGACCUGUUUUGAACCCAAGGUUUCUGCUAUAUGUUUUCUCCUUUAUAUAUUUGGAUAUAAUUGAUGACUGUGUAACGUCACGGGUGUAGUUUCUGCUUGCUGAUUUGGUUUGAAGCUAAGUUCAACUUUUAAAUUUUUAUUUGAACUUUGGUUCAAAAAUCCAAAUGAAAGCCAGCCUAAAAAGUAGUCAUAAGUUAGUAUGUUUACUAUAGAUAAACAGAUAAUGAAGAAUAUAUAUGUGAGUGUAUCUAAGAAGUAAAUAUUAGGUAUAAUGAUAGUAAAUGUACAUAUUACAAGACUAUUUAUUACUCCGUAUUAUUGUUAAGUUAGAGCUUUGCUUUACUAAUAAAAAACUUCAAGCAUGUAGGAAAGAAAGGGUGACAUUUGUUGAAUUAGUAGUAUCCCACAUCGGCAGAAUAUAGGUUUGUUUUACAAUUCCCUUCCCUAUAUGGCUAUAUCAACGUUGCCCUGGUGGGUUUUGGUGGUAUUAGUAUUGGCUCACUUGCUAUGUUAGCCAAGUGGUGGUGGCGUAUUAAUAUAGAUAGCCUAUGGAGAAAGGUGGUUUGGUCGAUACAUAGCUGUAGUCAGGCCUGGUCUUUCGUCCCAGUUAGACUAUCUCAACCAGGGCUUUUGAAGGGAAUAUUCAAGAUUUCUGGGUUCUUGAAUUGCAAGGAGAUGUCCCUUGAUAAGGCAAAUAAUUGGUGUGGUAAGAUUUGGUUGGUUAGAUGUAUGGUUGGAAACGCAAUCGUUGGUAACUUUGUUUCCUAGUUUAUUUUGCUUUGGAAAAACGAUAUUGUUGUACGGUUAGUGAAAGGAUUGUAAUAAAUGAAAUCGGGGGUAUUUUCACUUGGGUUUGAAGAGCAGUUUACUCUCGGCAGCAGAUCUUGCUGAGUUGGGCUGGUUGCAAGGAAUGUCGGCUCAGGUUACUUGUUGAAUGCCCAGAAUUCGUGGGAGUGGAAGUAUGAAGGGUCUGGUUAUUUCUUGAUGUCAAGUAUAAAGGCUAGGCUGAGCCUUUUGGUUGGGAGCCACAAAUAGACCAAUUCAGUAGAUUCCACUGUUCAGCUUAGUGAAGAAUUUUGAUGGGGAAUCUGUUACCGAAGUGGCGCCUCCUCACAUAGCCAGGAUGAUAUAUUGCGUAACAAGACUGCCAGUGUCUUAUCCUUCUUAUGCAUCGGUUCACAGAGAAGAAGCCAACACUUGGAAAUGACGGAUUUGCCCCGUGACAAGCGUUCGAUAACUUUUGAAGUUGUUGGUGAUCAGGAGUUCCCUGAUCUUAAACGGUCUAAAUCAUCAUCGGUUGACAAGUGGAGCCUUGAUGAGGAAUUCCCGAUAUUGUUCUCUGAGAACAAUCCCCUCAAUCGUCCGCGUCCGUUGGGUUUGAAUUUGAAGAAGAGUCUGAUACUGGAGGAGCUAGUUGAAGCAACGCUUGCCCAAACUAAGAAGGAUAUAAAGACAAGAGCUGAGAGGACUUCGCGUCCCAUUGAUAUAAAGGCGUCUAAUUUUCCCGCUGUACUUUUAAAGAUCGGAAAAUGGGAGUAUGUACCAAAACAUGAAGGUGAUCUGGUAGCAAAAUGUUACUUUGCAAAGCAGAAGCUUGUGUGGGAAACUCUAGAUGGUGGAUUAAAAAGUAAAAUAGAAAUGCAAUGGUCAGAUAUUGUGGGCCUGCAUGCAAACUGUCCAGAUCAUGGGCCUGCUACCUUAACUAUUGUGCUUGGUAAGCAGCCACUUUUCUUCAGGGAGACUAAUCCACAGCCUAGAAAGCACACUCUUUGGCAAGCAACUUGUGAUUUUACUAAUGGAGAAGCAACCAAAUAUAGUGAACAUUAUCUACAAUGUGCACCAGGCGUGCUCAAUAAGCAUUAUGAAAAACUAGUCCAAUGUGAUACACGCCUCAAACAUAUUAGCGAACAACAAGAAAAAUUCAUGGAAAUGCCAUUUGGACAAAAUGUUUCCAUUAUUAAGGAUCGCUAUAAUAUGUCAAAUGGUAAUGUUCUUAAUCAACCUGCAGACUUAUCCCCAAUAUCUGUUAUGCAGAACAUGGGCACUCCGAAUUUGGUCCAUGGAGAUUAUACAAAACAGUAUAGUUUUGAAAAUACCAUCAGACAGGGGAACACGCCAAGCUUCCAGCAAAACAAGUCGGUAACUGAUCUUGUAAACCAUAUUGGACACUGUAUUUCAGAGAAAAAUCCUGAUCAGGUUUUACCCUUUUUUGAGAAUGUGUCGGUUGGAGUUAACCAGGAUGAUAUGCUUGAGAACAUUUGCCAGAUUCUACUGAGCGAUGUGCAGUGUACUACAACUUCAGAUGAGGAAAAUCUCAUGUCAAGGGUCAACUCACUCUGCAAUCUUCUUCAAGAUGGAAAUAAUGACCAUGGGGGGGAUAUCGAGAUGAUUCAGAAUCAGAGUCAGAAUGAUCUGGUACAUGGUUGGCAUAAUGUAUACGACUAUUCCACCAUAGAUUGUACUCCGAUUCCCAUGGACAACGAUACUUUUGGUAUGUCAAGGAAUGACUCGUUUAAUGAUUUGCUGCAUCAGCUUCCUAGGAUUACCUCUCUACCUAGGAUUUUUAAUGAUUCCUCCGACGAUGGCUAUAAUUUUGGAUCCUAACUAGACGUGACUUAGACGUUGUAGAUAUGGAUCGGAGUACAUACUGAUUUGGAAAUGUGCAUAUCGUGCAUUGGUUUUCUUUUUAUCAAGCUGUCAAUAGGUUUACGGUUACUUAUUUCGUUUAUAAACAUGAUGAUUUUUUAGUUUAUGUUGAUAGGCCGUAUCUUUUCGUACCUUAUACGUCCUUAGACUCAGACCUUAAUAGAUUUAUGGAUUUUGGAUUUGUCUCUUAAUUUUA
Erigeron canadensis is the source of this 3292-nucleotide messenger RNA. RefSeq lists its product as uncharacterized. NCBI's taxonomy places the organism in Eukaryota, Viridiplantae, Streptophyta, Magnoliopsida, Asterales, Asteraceae. The transcript is spliced from 7 exons. The record is from RefSeq and is a predicted model, not a curated record. Bases 1654 to 3054 code for a protein of 466 amino acids.